This is a messenger RNA of Aspergillus neoniger CBS 115656, 1113 nucleotides long. RefSeq lists its product as uncharacterized. The transcript has 3 exons. Bases 1 to 1113 code for a protein of 370 amino acids. Lineage: Eukaryota; Fungi; Ascomycota; Eurotiomycetes; Eurotiales; Aspergillaceae. The record is from RefSeq and is a predicted model, not a curated record.
AUGUCCGACAAAGACCUCCUCAACAUCGUAUCCCAAGAACUCGCCGGGACUCGGUAUGCCUCGUCCUCUCUAACCCCACUAAGCGGGGGAACCGCCAACUUUGUCUAUCGGGCUCAGCUCGAUCAACCGCUCCCAGAUGGAACAAAAUCCGUUAUAGUAAAGCAUACGGAGGCAUUCAUUGCCCUUAAUCGGGAAUUUAAACUCCCGGCUGAGCGCUGUCUUUUCGAGGAAUCUAUCUUGAAGGCCCUCGAUGGGUUCUCUAGCAUACUUGACACUACCAAGAAUACUGAGCCACACGCUAAAGAAGUGAUGGUCAAAACGCCUCGUCUCUUCUCAUUCAAUCGCGAAACCAACACUGCUGUUAUAGAAGAUCUUCCCGAUUCUCUGGACCUAAAGUCCUUCCUAAUCUCCUCAGCUACUUCCAACAACGUCACUCAAGAAUGGGCUUCUUCUAUAGGCUGUUCACUAGGAGCAUGGCUACAAUCAUUCCAUCACUGGGCUGAUAACGCGGCCCAAUCAGGGGUGGCGGCCGAGAUGGACAAGAACCAGUAUAUGAGAGACUUGAAGUUCAUGGUCAACUACGAUGCUCUGGUGAAUACAAUUGAUAAAUACCCGACAAUACUUGGAAAUUCCCGGUAUGUGUUCAGCAAGGUUCGGGAAAUGGCGACCGCAGAGCUGAGUCGAAAGGAUGGAAAUGGGUUUGGGAUCAUUCACGGUGAUUUUUGUGUCCUUAUCCCCAAAACGGCCCUCGAGCAACCAAAUCACCUUCCAUUAUUUAUCAUCGACUGGGAACUUUGCCACUGCGGUGCUCGAGCCCUCGACCUUGGCCAGAUGUUCGCUGAGCUCUACCUGUUGAAGCAUUUCAAGGACAUCGAUGCCGCGACGUGGAUUAUCCAAGGCUUCAUGAAGGGAUACCAGGACCUGGAUGAUGAGACGGCCUUUCGGGUAUUGAUCCACGUUGGCGUCCAUUUUAUUGCCUGGGCACCUCUAAUUCCUGGCUGGGGUACCUCGCAGCAGGUUGAAGAUGCUGUUCGUCUGGGUAGAGAUAUCGUCACCAAGGCAUGGGAAAAGGACAGGAGCUGGUUUGAAGGGGUAUGGAAGUCACUGUUUUGA